Messenger RNA from Scophthalmus maximus (turbot), 2515 nucleotides. RefSeq names its product RNA polymerase II subunit M (gene polr2m). Gene Ontology annotation, cellular component: nucleus; intracellular anatomical structure. The transcript is spliced from 4 exons. Bases 273 to 1352 code for a protein of 359 amino acids. Gene Ontology annotation, biological process: intracellular signal transduction; transcription elongation by RNA polymerase II. The record is from RefSeq and is a predicted model, not a curated record. NCBI's taxonomy places the organism in Eukaryota, Metazoa, Chordata, Actinopteri, Pleuronectiformes, Scophthalmidae. Gene Ontology annotation, molecular function: transcription elongation factor activity.
GUUCGAUUUCCACUCAAGAGGAAGAACUUUGAAAUGUGUCACGUUCAGGAAGCGAACCACUGUUUAAAAGAAGUUUCUGAAACUCUCUAACCGUCACAGAGUCGUUCAGCUGACGACGUUUUGAACUGGUUCUUCUAGUACACCGAGUUUUUAUGCCGCAUGUUCAACGGAGACGUCAGAGACGUUUUUAGAUGGCUGUAGCACAGCACGGUUAGCUAGCUGUAGCUAGCUGCAGCUAGCUGUCAGUAGCUAACCGCCAGUCGCUAACCGCGAUGUCGUCGCAGCGGACCGAGCAGCAGGGGCAGGUGGGAGACCUGGGACACCGGAGCAGAGAGGAGCUCCGAGAGCUGCUGCUGCGACAGGAAAAGAUCCUCUCCAACCGGACGUUAUUGCAGUCUCUUCCGGACAAAGGUAAAAAGAUAUCGGAGUUUGCGGAGAAAGUGCGUCUUGCCAUUGAACACCGCGAUGAAGAGGACAGGAGACAGAGCUUGGUGUCUGCUGCCAAGAAUGAGUUACAAUCCAAGUACCAGCAGGCUUUCUCUAUGCAAACACAUGCUGUCCCCGAUACAACAGCAGUCUCACAGCAGAGCAGAGGAAGUGAAGCUGCUGCAGGCAGUGUGCUACAUGAGAUGGAGACCUCACCUGCCUCAUCUCGUGUGCAGGAAAAGGACGCGUUGGACGAGCAACAACACCAGUUUGUCUCCAGGGCAGCUGCUGGUGAAACCAUGGAGACGGCUGCUGCUGCUGGGGCCUCUCUGAACUCUGAAGAGACAAAAGAGGGUGACCUUGUGGAGGCCUUGGAAAGGGUCAGACUGUCUGAAACUGGUUUUGGUUUCAGCAGCAAGUCCAAAGACCCAUUAACCAGCACAACAAGAGACAAUUACUUUCUCAGAAUGCAGACACCGAACAAGCCUCACUAUGUAACUGUCCUGGAAAAAACAGAGAAGACUUCAUCUCCUAGGAGGCAGAUAUUCAAACCAAAUCAGCUGCUCCACAGAAGUGACAUUUCUUCAUCAGGGUCCUCGUCACCCAGCCAGUCGUCUGAAGGCUCAUCGCCGCUCUCCAUCCAGGCCAGGAAGGAGAGGGACAGAAAACACCUGGACGACAUCACUGCAGUCAAACUACCUCCACUCCACCAUGACCCAGUCCGGCUUCUGUCUCUGGAAGAAUCGACCAUCCUCCUGAUCGCACAAAGCAAGAAGCAACAGGAGUUGCAGGCCAAGCUGGCCGCCCAGAAACUGUCUGAGGGAUUGAAGAUCUCUAUGGGGAGCUACACUCCUGACAGUGGCCCCAUGGCUGCCUACAGAGAGGUUCACGAUGAAGGAGCCCAGCUCUCCUCAGAGGAAGACUGAUCCUGGAAGGCCGGAGCUAGGGAAAGCAGUGUGACCUUGGCCCUGAGGGAAACAGGCUUUGGACCUCGCAAUCAGGACCCAUCAAAGAGGAUUUUCACUCCCAAGGACAGGAAUUCUUAACAGAGGAAAAAAGGGUCUUUGCAUGUUGUGAAGGCAUAGUUAGUGUCCCAUACUCAAGACGUUGAGUGGCGGGUUGAGAAACUAGCUCACUUAAUUGUCAUUCAGGUCGUAUUGGGAUCAGUUGUCUCAGUGUCCUGCAGGAAUAAUAAUACCUGUUGUGGACCAGGAGUCUUAUAUGAGGAAUUUGAGGCAUCUACAUUAUUACAAGGGAAAUGAUUGAUGUCGCUGUGACUUUCUCAACCUCAGAGUAUUGUACAUUGAAAUGUCUAUGUUUUGUCAACAGGUGGAGCAGACUGUUUUGGCACCGUAGUGACCGUUUACAGCUCUUUAGAAAAUAAACAUGAGGCUGCAGUAAGGCGCUCUGCCAUUCUUCACUAUCUCAGAGUGUAACAGAAUCGAAUAAAUACAUCUGAUUCCCCAAAUGACUGUGUUUGUCUAAAGUCAGCUGACAAUCCAGUGUUUCCCAGAAAAAGUACCUCAGCCUUUUAAAUUGGAUAAAAAAGAUCUUCCAAAAAUCUUCUCUAAUAAACCUUCACUGAGAGCAUCUGGAACCUGAUAAUUUGGUCUUUACAUGAAUUCAUUAGUUUCUUAUAAUGAGAAGAGAAACCAUGUUAUCAUUUAAUAAUGUGUAUAAUUGUGUCUGUGCAUAAUUACUGUUGUCUUUUACGGACUCUGCAAUCCUUAAAUACAAAUUUAUGAUAAGGAGCAAAACUGACAUUCCCAGCUGAAACAUAGUUGGUGUCAAGUCAAAUAAAUAAUUAAUUAAGCUUGAAGCACAAAAAAGUUGUGCUGAAUGUUCAGCACUUAUGAGCUCUAUUACUUUCCACAUGUGGAGGAGGAAAGAUAAUGUAGUUUCCCAGGAGAAAUGCCCCUCACAUAUGAUGUUUUCUAUAAACUGAACAUUUGUAAGGUAAACAGUGCUGUGUGUAAAUAUUUUAGUUUCACUAUUUUCUGCGUAUUCAAUAGAUGCUACUUAUUUCAUUGUCAGACUUCCUGCUUAUUUUGGUCUUUAUGCACAAAAUAAAAUCCACACGGUGAUAUCA